AUGAGAGAUACAGUAUUGGCCACCCUUCGAUAUGCUCGAGGAGAUGGCGAGAAGCUGCUGACGGAGAAACCAUAUAUUCUGACGUAUCCGACAUCAGAAGGCAUACCAUGGUCGAAUUUUACCAUUGAUUUUCAUCCCGGAAUCAAGAUCCAUAGCCUCCGGUCGGCCAACCUGGAUUACAACAGGAGUGGGCUGGCCAUGGGCGAGCUCGAGAGUUGUAUGCCUCCAAGUGAUUUCGAUGACGAGUCGAAGAUAGAGAGUACAUACUUGCCAGCAGUACAUCGUUGCCUGCAGAAGACUCUCGGGGCGAAGGAAAUCUACAUCUUCGACUACAUGAUCAGGAAGAGAAAGCCAGAAUUCCUCAAGACAUCUCCAUCGCAGGACCAAGGUCCUCAACCAGCGCUUUCUGCCCACAUUGACUACACCACGAAAGAAAUCGAGGAGCGUCUCCAGAACUAUUUCGGCAGCAAGGCACCGGAGCUCAAGAACAGACAUUUUCAGGCAAUCAAUGCAUGGAAGCCGUUGAAAGGGCCCCUUCGAGAUUACCCGUUGGCGUACUGCGAUGCAAGCACGGUCAACACAUCCACCGACCUGAUGGUGACGGACGAAGUGUUCCCGAACAUCGUCAACGAGAUCUAUCAGGCGCUGUAUAGCCCCGCUCACCGAUGGUAUUGGAUUCCUGAUCAAACGGAGACGGAGUUGGCGAUAUUCGUGGGAUAUGAUUCGCGUCAGGAGGCGCAACUGGCGGUACCGCACUGUUCGUUUGAUCUGGGGCACUUGAGUGAAGGAGAGCCGCGCCAGAGUAUCGAAGUUCGCGCUCUGGUGUUCUUCGAUUGA
Sphaerulina musiva SO2202 is the source of this 837-nucleotide messenger RNA. RefSeq lists its product as uncharacterized. Gene Ontology annotation, molecular function: oxidoreductase activity. NCBI's taxonomy places the organism in Eukaryota, Fungi, Ascomycota, Dothideomycetes, Mycosphaerellales, Mycosphaerellaceae. The transcript is spliced from 4 exons. The coding region runs from base 1 to 837 and encodes 278 amino acids. The record is from RefSeq and is a predicted model, not a curated record.